AUGCAACACUUGUGGUGGAUCUUUAUUUUGGUAGUAGAAGUGCUUUCCUCAACUAAAUGUGGGAAGUAUAACUGUGUAGCAGGAAAAGAAGAAACCUGCAUAAGGUAGUUAAAGUUAAGAAGCUUUAUACGGACAUAAGCGGGACCCCCACUAGCAGGACUACUUGGAUUCCAGUAGAGGUAGCCUAUGUUGUGUGCAUAUACACCCAGUGCAAAUGGUGUAAAGCCCAGCCAGAAUUCCACACUCUUUGAAUUUUUGGUGAAACUCAACUAACCUAAGGAUCAACUCCCUGGCUAGAGCUACCCGUUGCAGCACGCCCCGAUUCUCCUGAUAGACGAAGACUAUGAGAGAGGCAAAAUCUGUUUAGCCCAUCUGACAGGGACAGGAAAACAUUCGGGGGAGAAACAACACUUCCCUCUUCGGCAAGGCUAAUCAAAACCUGAAGGCCUAUUUCAAAAGAGACAUAAGCUCUAUUUUAAACUUCAUCAGGAUGAUUCCUAUCUGCUCCAUAGCGCCUCAGAGCCCAUUUCCGUCAGCCUCACCACUUUAUUAUCAAAAACCUGUAUAAGGCAUUCCAAAAAAUCAGGAUUUGACGUCUACGAUUUAUCGACAUGUUCUAAAGAAGAAUAUUGUCCGACAGAUCCUAAAAAGAACCAAAAAUGCCAAGCCUAUGAGCCAGCCCCUAACUUUAACUACCCAGGUGAGCUUUGUACAUAUAACUCAGACUGCAUCAGUGGGCUAUGUGAAGGUAGCACAUGCCAAGGAACUGCAGUAAACUACCCAUGCAUUAAUCCAUGGGAAUGCAACCCAGGCCUCUAUUGCGACUUAGUAGAAAACCUCUGUUUACCUCAGUUGCCAACCGGUAAAAAGUGCUUAUACCACGAUAUGUGUGUGAAUUCCGCAGUCUGCAUGUCCAGCGUAUGCACCCAGAUAUUUUCUGCACCUAUAAAUACAACUUUUAAUGACGUCGAAGUUGACCCAUCUGGCUUUAAUAUGGCCUGUGAGACCGGUUUUGCCUAUGAAAAAGCAGGUAUUUAUAUAUGUACACAGCCACCUGUAAGUAAUGGACCGUUACCAAUCACAUGUCAGCCUGACAGCAAAUGUAUAUCAAAAGAUGGAAAAUAUGCGAAAAACUGCACAUGUGGGUAUAAUUCACGAGGAGAUGCUUUUUGUCCACUGUUUGAAGGGGAUGAAUAUGUCCAAACUAUGAUCCAAGACUGGAUUAUCCUUAGCACACUUAAUGAUAAUUGCAAUUCUUAUAACAGGUGGAGCUACCAAUGCUUUGCAUUGCUUCCUUUUACAGCCCAGCAAGCUUAUUAUAACUGGGCAAGCAACUAUACACUGUAUUUUGAAAACUAUUGGCCUUUAAUCCAAGGCAACCAAAACAAUGUCUGUAUACAGUCAAUUUAUACAAGUUUAUAUUGGAAUUUAGUUAGCAAUUCUAAAGGGAUAUCACAAAGAUGCCCAGUUUAUUAUUGUACGCCGCCUAAUAAAGAAUGGGAAAAAGACCAAUGUAUUGUAUAUGCUAAAGAAACUAAUGCAUAUGCAGUCCAAGAAGCCUUGUUUAUUAACCCUUGCAGUGAUGAUAAGGUCUGUGAGCCUACAAGAUUUACUAAUUCUACAUGUCAAAUUUAUAAUGCAACUCUUAAGUAUCCUGGAGAUUUUUGUAAAUCAGGUCAUGAAUGUACAUCAGGGCACUGUAAAUCACUUUCUUGUCAAGGGCUCCCAGCAAAUUCUAAAUGUGUUUAUGUAUAUGACUGUAACCCAGGGCUAUAUUGUGACCCAAGCACUCAGACUUGUCAAGCACAGAUUGAGCCAGGAAAGAACUGCAGCGAUGAGUAUCAAUGUCAGAAUAAUUAUGCCUGCAAUUUAGGGAUUUGUACACUGUAUUAUUCAUUGCCGCUUGGUGCUGAGGUAGAUCAAGUAGAUUAUUAUGGCUAUUCUUCUGUUUGUAAUAGUGGAUUUGCCACAAUUCCACAAGGUGAACAAAGCUACCAGUGUGCGGUAGCGCCUAUAUCGAGUCAAACGAUAACACCUUGCUUGCCUGGAGGAGUCUGUUAUGACUCAACUAAUAAUUAUCAAAAAGACUGUGCUUGUGGAUAUAGUGAAUAUGGAUACAGUUAUUGUCCUCCAUUUGAAGGGGAUUCUUAUUUGCAAAACGCAAUUUCAAGCUGGAAAUCUUUGGCACAAGCAAAAGUAAACUGUAAUACUUUUUCAAGAAAAAGUGUAAACUGCUAUAUGAAAUAUUCGGAUUAUCUUGAUAAUUUUUAUGAUUAUAUACUUAAUUUUACAUAUUACCAGCAGUACCCGUUAUUACAGUUUAACCCUGACUGCGUAAAAUCAAUUUACACAUCUGAAUACUGGACGUUAUUGGAAAGAAAGCACGUUGACUCUUCUGCGUAUAUAGCUUUUGCCUCAUUGCUUUUUGCUUUCAUAUUAACUAACUAA
Blepharisma stoltei is the source of this 2448-nucleotide messenger RNA. Lineage: Eukaryota; Ciliophora; Heterotrichea; Heterotrichida; Blepharismidae. The record is from the annotation of a GenBank genome assembly.